Molecule: messenger RNA, 1786 nt
Organism: Sorex fumeus (smoky shrew)
Lineage: Eukaryota; Metazoa; Chordata; Mammalia; Eulipotyphla; Soricidae
Gene: GNAO1
Product: G protein subunit alpha o1
Exons: 8
Coding region: 140-1204 (354 amino acids)
Biological process (GO): G protein-coupled dopamine receptor signaling pathway; adenylate cyclase-modulating G protein-coupled receptor signaling pathway
Cellular component (GO): heterotrimeric G-protein complex
Molecular function (GO): mu-type opioid receptor binding; G-protein beta/gamma-subunit complex binding; GTP binding
Source: RefSeq, a predicted model, not a curated record
GUUUUCAAGCCUAGGGGAGGCUGACCGUGAUUUUUCCCUCUCCGAGCCCAGGCUCUGCUCUCUGGGGGGGUGGGGGGCGCGCCGAGCCGGGGAGCCGUGCCAGCCGAGUCGUGCGGGCUGUGGCAGGGAAGGGGCCACCAUGGGAUGUACUCUGAGCGCAGAGGAGAGAGCCGCCCUGGAACGGAGCAAGGCGAUUGAGAAGAACCUCAAAGAGGAUGGCAUCAGCGCCGCCAAAGACGUGAAAUUACUCCUGCUCGGGGCUGGAGAAUCAGGAAAAAGCACCAUUGUGAAGCAGAUGAAGAUCAUCCACGAGGACGGCUUCUCCGGGGAAGAUGUGAAGCAGUACAAGCCCGUGGUCUACAGCAACACCAUCCAGUCCCUGGCCGCCAUCGUCCGGGCCAUGGACACUCUGGGCAUCGAGUAUGGGGACAAGGAGAGGAAGGCGGACGCCAAGAUGGUGUGUGACGUGGUGAGCCGGAUGGAGGACACGGAGCCCUUCUCCCCCGAGCUGCUGUCGGCCAUGGUGCGGCUCUGGGGGGACUCGGGCAUCCAGGAGUGCUUCAGCCGCUCCCGGGAGUAUCAGCUCAACGACUCUGCCAAAUACUACCUGGACAGCCUGGACCGGAUUGGGGCAGCCGACUACCAGCCCACUGAGCAGGACAUCCUCCGGACCCGGGUCAAGACCACGGGCAUCGUCGAGACCCACUUCACCUUCAAGAACCUUCACUUCAGGCUGUUUGACGUUGGGGGCCAAAGGUCUGAGCGGAAGAAAUGGAUCCACUGCUUCGAGGACGUCACGGCCAUCAUCUUCUGCGUCGCCCUCAGUGGCUAUGACCAGGUGCUCCAUGAAGACGAGACCACGAACCGCAUGCACGAGUCCCUCAUGCUCUUCGACUCCAUCUGUAACAACAAGUUCUUCAUCGAUACCUCCAUCAUUCUCUUCCUCAACAAGAAAGAUCUCUUUGGGGAGAAGAUCAAGAAGUCUCCUUUGACCAUCUGCUUUCCCGAGUACACAGGUCCCAAUACCUAUGAAGAUGCAGCCGCCUACAUCCAAGCACAAUUCGAAAGCAAAAACCGCUCACCCAACAAAGAAAUCUAUUGUCACAUGACUUGUGCCACAGACACGAAUAAUAUCCAGGUGGUAUUCGACGCCGUCACCGACAUCAUCAUUGCCAACAACCUCCGGGGCUGUGGCUUAUACUGACCUCUUGUCUGGUUAGCAACCCUCUUGGGUAAUGGUUCCAGCACUCACAGAAAAGCUUGCACACACACACACACACACACACACACACAAGCCACUAACAAAUGCAAGUUGGUAAAUAACAAAAUCUUAUCUAUAUACAAAUAUAUAUUAAAAAAAUUCUUUUUAGUUUGUACUAGAAAGAGCUUUGGACAGAACUGACCACCAUCCCAUAAAACCCUCCCCAUGUUCCAACCGUGAGUGCGUGCACGCACGCACAUAUGCACGCACGCAUGCACACACGGUGAUGGGACCCCAUUCUUUUAAGAACAGCCACGUGAUUCUACGCUGAGACCCGUUUGGCGAGCAGGUGGGAGAGGGCGGAGAAAGGCCAACCGUCCACACUUUCUCUCCUUCCCCCACCGAGACCCUGUGCGUUCAGUUCUGUCCUGCUCUGGUGAAAAUCCCCAGCCCCUGUCAGAAGUGGCCAACGCCCUCCACGUCUCCCCAUCCGAGCCCCUGACCGCCACAAAAUAAUCAGGACUCUUCUCUUUGGGGGUGGCGGUUGGUUGUUCAAGAAUUUAGAAGAAUCAUUGUUCUCACCAA